AUGUACCCUAGGCUGGAUCAAUGCACUCUGCUCAAAUUCGAAGGGACCCGACUUACCAUUGGAAAUGACUACUAUCUUCUUUCAACCUUGUUCUCGGAGAAAGUCCAUGAUGAACUGGGCGUGAGACAAGCUGUUUUCCUUGGCCAUAGAGGACAGGACGGUCUUGCCUCCAUUAUCAAAGUUCGCAUCGAAAUGAAUCCACGCAUCAUUGAAGACCCCAAGAGUCGCCCGGGAAUCCUUGAAUGGUCAACUCGAUUAUUUCAAAACGAAAUCAAGGCCCUCAUCGACUGUCAAGAUCUCAGAAGCACGCCUAACCUGCUCGGCCAGUCUGUUCAAGUGCAAAACAAUCAGUAUGAAUACCCUGGUGGCUAUAUCCACAUCAUUGCGAUGUCUAGAAUGCCUGGCAUGCCUGUCACGGAGUACUCCGAUCUGAGCGACACCGAGGGUGUAUACAUCAAAGCCCGACUGAUGGAGAUCCUGGAGUCCAUACGGCUACACGGCUGGUACAUCACUGGUGGUUAUCCGGAGAAAGUUAUCUACGAACGAUCGACUCGCACUGUCUCAUUGACAUCUCUUGGGAAUUCCGAAAAAGCCGAUUUGAGCAAGCCUGAAAAGUACCCCUUUACGGAAAACAACGAUAUUUUGCUGGGCUUUGGACAAAAUGUGUGGUGGAUCUGA
Aspergillus steynii IBT 23096 is the source of this 678-nucleotide messenger RNA. RefSeq lists its product as uncharacterized. The record is from RefSeq and is a predicted model, not a curated record. Lineage: Eukaryota; Fungi; Ascomycota; Eurotiomycetes; Eurotiales; Aspergillaceae. The coding region runs from base 1 to 678 and encodes 225 amino acids. The transcript has 4 exons.